AUGGCUGGAACACAGGUGGGGCUGCAUGGACCAUUCCCGGACCCGCAGGUUGGGUCAGGCCCUGACUCUGACUCUGAUUCAGACUCAGAGGGUCUGGGCUCGGGCAGUGCUGGGCCAGGCUCAGGCUCCCUGUCCCACUCACAGGUCAUCCACAGCGGCCACUUCAUGGUCUCCUCGCCGCACAGCGACUCGGUGCCCCGCCGACGCCACCAUGGUACUGAGUCAGAGCCAGCUGAUCCCCGCACCAUCGACCUGACCCUCACCCGGCUCUUUGAGUGCAUGAGCCUGGCCUACAGUGGGAAGCUGGUGUCUCCAAAGUGGAAGAAUUUCAAGGGUCUGAGGCUGCUUUGCCGGGAUAAAAUCCGCCUCAACAACGCUAUCUGGAGAGCCUGGUACAUCCAAUAUGUGGAGAGGAGGAAGAGCCCCGUGUGUGGGUUUGUGACCCCCCUGGAGGGCUCCGAGGCGGAAGAGCACCGGAAACCCGAGGCUGUUGUGCUGGAGGGGAACUACUGGAAGCGUCGGAUCGAGGUGGUGAUGAAGGAGUAUCACAAGUGGAGGAUUUACUACAAGAAGCGGCUUCGAAAGUCCAGCCGGGAGGGUGAGAUCUCCAGCUCAAAGCAGGAUGAGGGUGUGUGGAAGCCAUCGGAGAAAUGGUGCAACCAGCUGUUCUCCAGCGUGGUGCCCAUGCUGCUGGGGGAUGAGAAUGAGGAGGCUGGAGGGCGGCAGCUCUUUGACUUGGACAGCUUCCUCUCGGACAUCUCAGACACGCUCUUUACCAUGACGCAGCCCCUGUGCUCCCACCAGACGCUCCCAGAAGACGCCUACACUGGGAACGCCGACAUGAUCCAGCCAGGCUUGAUCCCAUUGCAGCCAAAUCUUGAUGAUUUUAUGGAAAUCUCAGAUCUCUUCACCGGCCACCGCCCACUGCCUUCACAGAUGCAUCUGAACUACCAAGAGCAGCCCUGCUUCACGCCCAUGGCUGACACCCUAUACAGCAGCAGCAGUGUCCCACCUGCCAGCCACACCAACCCACUGAUGGCCUCCAGAGCCCUGCCUGUCAGCUACGUUGAUGCCCCAGUCCCACCCAAUGGCCACCUACAGUCUAGCAGCAACUGCUCCUCCCAGCUCUGCCUGCCUGGCUCCUUCCUCAGCCCCGAUUUCCAGCCAGCCCCGCAGCCCGUGGACCCCUGCAGCGGCCUGUGCGCUGACCUCAAGCACAAGCCCCCGCUCCAUUAUGGGCUCCCCAGCAACAGUCUCAGCAUGGAGCCCUUCGGCCCUUCCUACUGCACCCCAGCAGCCCCCCCAGGCGCCUUCCUGCUGGGUCAGGACCCCCUGUACUCACCGGCUUCAGCACCGAGAUCCAAAUUCCGUUACUCCGGCUCCAUUAGUGGCUCUUCGCUCUCCACGCCAUCCUCUACCCAGCACGCACCAGGCCUGGGCUACAGCGUGGACCUUCUGCCAACAGCAUACCCUGCUCUGUCCAGAGCCCAGCCCCUGCCCCCCGUGAUGCUGAGCGGCCCCAGGUUUGCCACCCCCAAAGAGCAGUCGCCGCCUGGGGGCAGCAGGCCAAUGGUGAAGCCAGCUAGCCCCAAGACAAAGAGACCCAUGGGACUCCCUGUGCCCCCACGCAUGGCUGUGCCCAACCCCUGCCUGACCCAGCUCCUGACUGCAGCUAAACCAGAGCUGGCCCUGGACCCUCCCUCCACUCCCAGUACCACCCUCAUGUCGCUGGCCUCCCCGGAAGGGGGCCUUGCCGAAGUCCCCUCUGACUUCCUGCCCCGCAUGGCCCAGCUGAGUCCAGGGCUGUCUCCUGGCUCCAGCCCUUCCCAGUCUGUCCCCAUCAUACUGGCUGUGGCACAGCCGGGAUCCCUGCUCGUCCCCAAGACGGAGCAGCUCUCCCCCCCGUCGGCCUGUGCCAGUGACUGGCCGAAGCCUGGACGAGUCUCCCCGGUGCCAGUCGGAGUGCUGACUGCCAGGAUCUCACCGCAUCACUCCACCCCCAGCCAGGGCAGGCCGGAGUCCAGCAAGACAGAGAGCCGCCGCAUCACGCACAUCUCCGCCGAGCAGAAGAGACGCUUCAACAUCAAGCUGGGCUUUGACACCCUCCACGGGCUGGUGAGCACCUUGAGUGCCCAGCCUAGCAUCAAGGUCAGCAAGGCCACCACGCUGCAGAAGACAGCAGAGUACAUCUACAAGUUGCAGCAGGAGAGGGCUGCCCUGCAGGAUGAGACGCAGCGGUUGCGGGAGCAGAUCGAGGAGCUCAACACAACCAUCAACCUGUGCCAGCAGCAGCUGCCUGCUACAGGAGUGCCCAUCACCCGCCAGCGCUUCGACCAGAUGCGUGACAUGUUUGACGAGUACGUCCGCUCCUGCACACUGAAGAACUGGAAGUUCUGGGUUUUCAGCAUCAUCAUCCGGCCUCUGUUUGAGUCCUUCAAUGGCAUGGUCUCCACAGCCAGCAUGGACAGCCUCAGCCAGACAUCACUAGCCUGGCUGGACCAGUAUUGCUCCCUCCCAGCACUUCGGCCCACUGUCCUGAGCUCUCUCCGCCAGCUGAGCAUUUCCACCUCCAUCCUGACCGACCCGGCAUGUGUACCCGAGCAGGCCACCCAGGCAGUGAUGGGGACAGACCGCAGCAACAACUCCUCCUAGUUACAAGGGAGGGGCCCUUCACACAUGGUAAGAUGCUUCAUUUCUGCAGAACAACCAUUCACCUUCACCAGCAAGAGUCUCCUAUUGCAGUCUUGGUCCCGCCAUUGCCAUCCUGUCUCCCGGGGACUGCACCCCCAUCCAUGCGGCGGGAGGCCAUCAGCAAAAGGAGAGACAAAAUCAGUGCAUGAUCCAGGACACCUGCUGCAUGGACACGUUCCACCACCCAAGAUGCUGACGUCCAGAAGAACUUUCCCUCGGAAAAUCCCUUACCUGAAAAUAGCACCGUGCAAGGCUACAGAGUAACAAAAUGAUGGGAAAUGCUGACGAUCUUGGAGAACCUGGUUCCUUCACAACAACUCCCUCCAGGUGCUGACUUCGAACAAAAACACUGGUGUACUCUAACUUGAACAAGAGGUGGAGUGGCAAAGGCUGGUGACUAUCACCAAGUGGAAGCUGAGGGACAACCCCAGAUGUGAACGUGGAGAGCUUAGGCAAACAUUUGAACACUGCCUGAUGGAGUGCCCUGGCAACAUCCUGUACUCCCAAGGAACUGUUUGAGAUUAGUGAGAACACCAGGUCUUGGCUGCAGUUUUGGAGCGACAAGCUAGGAUGAUGACCAGUGAGAGCAGGGCCCCAAGGAGCUCAGAGGAGCCCAGGGUGCCCACUGAGAGGAGAGCACCUUCCCCUACUCACUGCUCAGCUCUAGAGGCAGCAACCGCUGACCAUGGGAGGGAAUUACUCGGCUGCCUCUGGUUCCUGAGGAGAAAGAUUUGGGCCUUCAGUCUUCCUGAAGCCUCGCCUUCUGAAGCAAGCAAUGGAACCUGGUACUGCAUCCCCAGAGAUCAAGGGACAGAGAGACCACAAGAGCUGCAGAAAAGCCCACCUCAGCAGCAAGAUGCUAGUGCCUCAUCCCCCACUGGCCCUAGGGAUGGAAGGGCCCCUGGAGAGUUGCUGAUGAUGAGGCUAGUGCAUGAAGUUCUUUGUGGUUCCAUGGAGGAUGCCCCAUGAGAAGGUCAGCAUCUCUCAUUGCCCAAGCCUUAUCUUCACAAAUAUGGCUGCUUCCAUUCAGUAUGGGAGGGCCUAGACUCUGGAUAACCAACUCUAUCCAGAGUCUGUGUGUGUUUGCUUUAGUCUCCGGCCCAUUGUUAAUAGCUCCCAUGUCCACACUAGGUCUGAGCGACUCUGGCUGGUGGGUGUUAAAUUCUAAGCAGUGGUUGUUCUGGUCACAUCUGGUCAAUCCCCACCUCCCUUUCAGUCCAAUUCGAACUCAGAAGCUGGCUUCUGGAGUGGAGAAUACUGUACAAAUCAACAGAAAGCUCUUGGUCAUAUUGUUGUUGUGCUAAGCUGACUAAUUGGGCUGCUCGGUUGUCUCCUGCUGCAUUUUGUUGCUCUUUCGCUCCUUUCGCUGUAAUGUGAGCAACGUGUCUUCUUGUCUCUCAUGUCUGGAACAGUAGCUCAAAGGCAGCUGCUGGAUUUCCCCUUCAUGGGUGUUUCCCAAGCAAAGGUUCUUUGUCUUUUAAUUUUAGGAUGUUCUAGAAUGCAGGAGUUUUCCCAUGAAUGUUGUUUGAUGUCAUGUUGCCAAAGGAAUGUCCUGUUCCUAUAUCCCAUGCUGCAUGCCCUGGCUCUGUAAGCAAUGGCAGAUCCUUUGUGAUAAAGAGACUUUGUUCCUUCCCA
Molecule: messenger RNA, 4326 nt
Organism: Caretta caretta (loggerhead turtle)
Lineage: Eukaryota; Metazoa; Chordata; Testudines; Cheloniidae
Source: RefSeq, a predicted model, not a curated record